Molecule: messenger RNA, 2722 nt
Organism: Anguilla anguilla (European eel)
Lineage: Eukaryota; Metazoa; Chordata; Actinopteri; Anguilliformes; Anguillidae
Product: transmembrane protein 263-A-like
Exons: 3
Coding region: 185-574 (129 amino acids)
Source: RefSeq, a predicted model, not a curated record
UUCCUGUUUCAUUAAGUCAGGAAAAUAUCUCUGACAGCUUCCUAGAUAUUCCUGUUGCAAAGUCGCAAAACAGAAUUAAUCAGCCAGAUUGUUGUGUUAGUGAUUAUUGAGACAGCGCUUUCGAAAUUUUCGCCUUUGCCAAACGAAUAAUAUUAGAGUGCAGCUGUAACUCAUUUCUACAGCAAUGAAGGGACCCAGCUCAGAAACUGAAGAGGUGGGGGAAGCCAGUUCAUCACCUGACGUCACCGAUACCGAAGAGCUGCCACCAUAUCUGCGUGAGGAGCCACCGGAAGAUCUGGAGAAGGACCACCCCAAAGCAGAGGCGGGCGUAAUCUGGAGGGUGACAGGCGGGCUCUUCAACAUGACGAGGGGCGCGGUGGGCGCCACCCUGGGAGGCGUGGCCUGGGUGGGAAGCAAGAGCUUCGAGCUGACCAAGACAGCAGUAACGAGCGUCCCCGCGGCGGGCGUUGGCCUGGUCAAGGGCAGCGUCUCCGCGGUAGCGGGAGGCGUGGGAGCAGUGGGAUCAGCGGUGGCCAGCAAAGUCACACCAAAGAAAAAGGACAAAUCUGACUAGGCCCACAGGCCGCUCUAGGGUUUGUUUUUUCAUUUGUUUGUUGCAAUAGGAAUAUCUAUCUGGUCACUAAAGGGAUAUUUCUGAGGUUUGGUACAUGACACAAAGAAAGUAAGGAUGACAAAGUAAGGAUGUGAACCUCGGUGCUUGCGGUGCAGUUUCUUUGGGGGGGGGGGGGGCGGGCGGGCGGUGGUUGGUCUUUGGGGAUUUGGUGUGGGGGUGUUGCGGAGUUAAGCACGAUAAACAUGAUGUAGUCUUUGAUCCCUGAAAGCAGGUGUGAUAUCAUCAGCACCACUUGACUGCAGACUGGGAUUUAACAACAAUUACUUUCACACAGAUAAAUGUCGGCAAAUCACCCUUUAACCUUGGACCAAACUGAAUUGUACAGCCAGAUGACAGCAUUGCAACUGAUAUGCUUUUCAGUCUGUUAUUGAAGAUAAUGUGUGAAUGCUUUAUUCACAUCCUUGAAGAACCAUGGCUCUAUUACUCCCUGUUGCUCUGCUGUCUCUGGCGACUACUAUAGAAAUGGACCAUGUCAAGAACACUAUUGUACAUAAAAGGAUCACGUUCAUUCCGUUUUACUGAACAUCAGUGUUUUUCUGAAGCUUUUGAAUAUGUGGAGAAAUUGAUGGAUUUUACCAAAGUUUAGACCUAAUAAAAAACUCACCACAAUCACCACACAAAAAAGUGAUUCGAUUUCAAAAAGAAACAAAAUCUUUUUCCAUUACACCUACUUUUUCAAGAUGUACUAAAGUGGCGAUUGUGAUUUUGUUCUUUUUGAAUUGUACGUCGCAGUUUUGAUUGGCGGUGUAGGCCCUAUAUAACAGAUUCCAAUCAGUAUGUCAUCUGUGUCGCUGCGUGAAGUUUCCCCGUGCAUGCAGAGGAUCAUUUCAUGCGGAGUGCGAUAAAACCUUAAACAAAAGAAAUGCACAGCGGGCAAAGAAAAGUACAGUUGAUGAUAGGUUCACUGGUCUCUGAGUAAAGGAUGUCCAUCAGCUGUCGACACUUAAAUAUAGACUUUUCGCUUUUAGUGAUGAGCUGACUCGGGAACUAAUUUCUCCUGGGCGGUGUACUCUUUUACCGGUGAAAUCAGUCGGCUGUUGUCGGAAAAUGAGCACUUAUCAAAAACUGGCUUCGCUGUAUCUGCAAGCUGUGGUACUUCAGAAACAGUACGCAAUUUCUUCACAUAGGGACUGGUUCAGAAAUAGUGUGUAAAAAAAGCCAUUAAAUGUGGUGGAUUGAAAGAGAAGGCCCAAAGAUUAAGGACGAUGAACUAUGAAGAAAUGAACAGCAGUAUUGACUGCAGGGUUGGUGUGAAACUGAUCACGCUGUUGCCCUCUUAUACAGUGAAUCUAGGGAAAACAGAGGAAAGAGGGGGCUUUUGUGUUAGUUAACAGUUAGCCUAAUUAUGACAAUAAAAAGCAUCAGUACGAUACUGUGAUGCAUACAAACUGCCAGGAGGUCCUGAAUGGUUUCAGUGCAGCACCGUGUCAAUGUUGAAUUAUGUGCAGGGUCAGGUUUGGGGUAUCAGUGUUUACGUCAUGCCCUUGCAUUAAUGUAUGUUUACGUGCCUAUGUAGACUAGAUGGAUACUGAGAUGUGCUGCAUUUCCCAAGAGUUUAAUAGAAACUCAGAGACAGGACAGCUGUUACUAUUUGCAUUUAUUAUUCUACGUGCACAGGCUUUCUCAUUUAAAACAUGCAUUUAUUUUCUUGUUACAGUAUACCCUGUCAUGCUAAAUGCUGCAGAUCGGAGCUUUUUUUUUUGUUUCUGGUUUUUCUUUUUAAGAUUUGGAACAUGAAUUUCCAGUCUUUUACCAUACCUGUGUGUAUUUAAAGAAAUUACUGUAAGUUCAUUAGGAGUUUCAAAUGAAAUCCCUUGCUUGGCAUGGUAGUUGUGUAUGCUAGUGCACUGCAUGCUUCAGGCUGUAGUUUCCCGUAUUCAAUGUGGUAUAACUCUACUUCUUUCUUUUUCUCUUGGUUUUUUUAUUCAUUUAUUAUGCACAUUAGAUUCUGGUAGCAAUUUCCUGUAUCAGAGGAUCUGUUGCUGUAAAUUGGACUUUGAAGACAGUUUAGAUUUUGUCUAUUAUAGAACUAUUUUUGCAAACUUGAUGCUGUAUUCUAUAAAUAAAGUAACUGUAUUUUAAGAAUCA